This is a messenger RNA of Talpa occidentalis (Iberian mole), 2196 nucleotides long. It is a transcript of the gene DPT, whose product is annotated as dermatopontin. Gene Ontology annotation, molecular function: extracellular matrix structural constituent. The record is from RefSeq and is a predicted model, not a curated record. Gene Ontology annotation, cellular component: extracellular matrix. The transcript is spliced from 4 exons. The coding region runs from base 67 to 672 and encodes 201 amino acids. Lineage: Eukaryota; Metazoa; Chordata; Mammalia; Eulipotyphla; Talpidae. Gene Ontology annotation, biological process: collagen fibril organization.
GCAGCUGCAUAAAACAGUCAGCCCAGCAGACCUAGGGUGACAUUUUUUGCCAGAAGCCCUAGCAGCAUGGACCUCACUUUUCUGUGGGUACUGCUGCCACUGGUCACCAUGGCCUGGGGCCAGUAUGGUGAUUACGGGUACCCAUACCAGCAGUACCAUGAUUAUGGCGAUGAUGGGUGGGUGAAUCUGAACCGGCAGGGCUUCAGCUACCAGUGUCCCCACGGGCAGGUGGUAGUGGCCGUGAGGAGCAUCUUCAACAAAAAGGAAGGUUCUGACAGACAAUGGAACUAUGCCUGCGUGCCCACACCCCAGAGCCUCGGGGAACCCACGGAGUGCUGGUGGGAGGAGAUCAACAGGGCUGGAAUGGAAUGGUACCAGACAUGCUCCAACAAUGGACUGGUGGCAGGGUUUCAGAGCCGCUACUUCGAAUCGGUGCUGGAUCGGGAAUGGCAAUUCUACUGCUGUCGCUAUAGCAAGAGGUGCCCCUAUUCCUGCUGGAUGACAACAGAAUAUCCGGGUCACUACGGUGAGGAAAUGGACAUGGUUUCCUACAGUUAUGAUUACUAUAUCCGAGGAGCAACAACCACUUUCUCUGCAGUGGAAAGGGAUCGCCAGUGGAAGUUCAUUAUGUGCCGGAUGACCAACUACGACUGUGAAUUUGAAAAUGUUUAGAUUUGCUAAAUCUUGGUGACAGGAAGGGGGCCAAGAGGCCUGAGGGUGUCCACAUAUGUUAAUAUCAGUUGGAACGCCUAAGCUGUUUCUCCGGCUCACCUCACUUCUCCCUGAGCUGAUUGGAGCUGCAAUGCCAGCUUUCUGGGACUUUCUGACUAGUCUCAUGCUUAUAAUAAAAUCCACAAUAUGCCAAGUUACUCACUUUUAACGUGUUCCAUAGCAACCGUUUUAUAUGACUGACAAUGGUUUUCUUGCACACCUCCUAUAUGACGUUCGUGUUCAUAGUCUGAUACGAUGUCUGGCUCCUGGAGCACCUGCCACAGCCUUGCUACUGCUUUAACUACACCAUGAGCUGCAAACAGGCCUGGUGCUAAGCAGUGUCUGUGAAAAGUUUUGGUGGAGUGGAGAAAAAGGGGCACAUUUUAAGGAAGAUGAUAAUGAAGGAUACAUGCGGUUGCAUCUGUGAGAAUCAAGUCCAGAGUCCUCCCCCAGAGCUGACCUGCUGUGUGGGUGUGACUGGCUUCCACCUUCACCCUCCCCAGGAGCCAUGCUUGCUUGGAAGUUUAAGUGUGGGCCUCUGCUCACCAAGAGUAAGGACACUGGGCAUUAGAUGGGGAGAUGGAAGGAUUUGGGAACAGAGAUGAAAGACAUGGGAUUGGAAGAACUUUCUGAAUUGGAAAAAGAAUGGUAAUGAGAACAAAUGCAGGUAACAGAGGAACCCCUAAGAAUCAAUCUCAAGUUAGAUAAAAACAAAAAAGAAAGACAUCAGUAAACGGGACUCGGAUUAGAAAUUUGGGGAGAAGAGAAGCAUGGUCAGCUUACUUUGAGAAAUGGAAAAGGGGGUUUGAGUCACUGGCACCUGAGGGGAUGGCCAGGACUCCUGGGAAAGCUGUUGUAUGCCCAGGAGUCAGGGGAAAUUCUAGCAAAGUCAUCUGGAUUGGGCCUGAGUUUCUGGAUGGGAAAGGCUGCCUUGGAGAUGCACGUCCCUCCUUUGUGUAGUUUAGGGGUGUCUUCUGCAGAGGUGGCACUCUUUUUUCCCAUUUUGAUGUCUCUGUCCCCACCCUUUGUACCCUCCUCAUCAUAAAAGGAAUAAAAAUCUAAUAUUCACUAUGCUUCAAAUGUUAAGGGUCAGUGUUUACUAUCUCUCCCCCCUCUUUCUGAUUAUUCAUCCAUUCUAGAGAUGACUAAUGUGAUUUGGGCCAAGUACCACAAAAGGGUAGGAAUACUAUAAAAAUGAUGGAGUAUGGUUGGGUAAUCUGAUAAUGAAAGCAUAAAUUGCUGGGCCUCCCUGGUGGCGCAAAGGGUUAAGAUGCAACCUCUGAAGCUAUCUGCAGCCACUGCAGCACGCGUUCAAACCCUGGCCAAGGAGAUACCCACAUGGUGCAGCAGACCUCUCCUGACUUGCCCCCUGCUCCCCUCAGCAGUGUAUUUGAGUCAAUCCUCCUGUUCCCCACUCUGUCUCUGGUGAAUCCUCUCAACCCCUUGCACCUCUGGCCUGUACCCCAUUUCUUGUAUGCAUAAAUA